CAGAAGCAGGGAAAGACUUUGUCGAUUUCCUCUUCAACCUUGUCCAUUUGCCCGUUGGAACCGUGGUCAGGCUGCUCACCGAACAAAGUCAACAAACCAUGUUGGGCGCUUUGGGAAACCUCUACCAAAGCAUCCAAAACCUCAGCGAAACCUACUUCGUAUCAAGCCAAACCAAAGACUCUGUCCUCAAACCAAAAGCCCCACUCUCUGCUACAAAACCUCCCCUCUUAUCACUCGACGGCGGCGCAUCCGCUGCUAAAAAGUACUACUGUUGUCCAAACUACUACCAAGGCCACCCAUAUGUAGCGCAUGAUGCCUGGGCCGUUUGUCCCAGUUGCAAAAAAAGGCUAACCAGUGAGUUAAAGUAUGUUGCGGGGACGAAUGAAGUACUGGCAGCCCUAGGGGAGGGAGGUUUUGUGAAGGGGGUGGUGAGUUAUAUGGUGAUGGAUGAUUUGGUGGUGACUCCCGUGUCUACGAUUUCUGCAAUUACAAUGUUGAACAAGUUUAAUGUCAAGGACGUUGGGGCACUUGAGGAAAGGGUUGUUCAUUUCGGGAUGCCUGAGGGUUUGAAGCUGUUGAAGGCAAGUUUGCACUCAAAGAAAGUGCUAACAAGUGUAAUCCUCGGAAACUAGGGGACUAGUACUUCGUUGGUAUCUGUACUUCUCUGCAACUGACAUCGACAAUGUCCGUUAUUACGAUGAAGGUUCUCCCGGUGGUUUAGAAUUUCGCAUGGUUUUUGUUUUCCCUUUCUUUUUCUUUUUUUUCCUCUUGGGGGACGAGGGAGGUCAUCUGGUGUUUUGUCUAAACUAUGUUUUGGUAAUUAUGUGGUUUCUCUUCUAUUCUAGGCAUGAAGGA
Rhododendron vialii is the source of this 855-nucleotide messenger RNA. RefSeq lists its product as uncharacterized. NCBI's taxonomy places the organism in Eukaryota, Viridiplantae, Streptophyta, Magnoliopsida, Ericales, Ericaceae. The transcript is spliced from 2 exons. The record is from RefSeq and is a predicted model, not a curated record. The coding region runs from base 99 to 632 and encodes 177 amino acids.